Messenger RNA from Coffea eugenioides, 1624 nucleotides. RefSeq names its product tetratricopeptide repeat protein 5-like. The transcript is spliced from 13 exons. Gene Ontology annotation, molecular function: protein binding. Lineage: Eukaryota; Viridiplantae; Streptophyta; Magnoliopsida; Gentianales; Rubiaceae. The coding region runs from base 62 to 1324 and encodes 420 amino acids. The record is from RefSeq and is a predicted model, not a curated record.
GCCUCAGACCCCCAAAAAAAAAGAAAAAAUCGCAGUUGAUUUCUUCGCGGAAAUCAGUGAAAUGAACAGAGAAAUAGAAGAAAUCCAAGAAGAUUUAUUAGCAAAGGCAGCAAAAGCAGCUGAUGAGCUCUAUAACAUUCGGGACACCUACUUUCCUGCGGACCCAAAUGACAAAAUAUCCAAAUUGCAAGCUGAAUCAGAUCUUGUCCUGCAAACCCUCAAUUCCAUUCCUCCAGAAAACAGGAAAUUGCCAAUUCAACGUGCAAUGUACGAGUACUUGAAAGGGAAAGUAUUGGAUGUCUUCUCUGAUUAUAGGAAAGAUGCUGAGGAUCAUCUCUCAAAAGCAGUUAAGUUGAAUCCAUCUCUUGGAGAUGCAUGGUUGAGUUUAGGCAACUGUAUUUGGAAGAAGGGAGAUUUAUCUGCGGCUAAGAAUUGUUUUAUGCUUGCUUUAAGCAAGGGCCCCAACAAAAGGAUACUCUGUCAAUUAUCUAUGCUCGAAAGGAAAAUGGCUCAAGGUGCUGAAAAACAGGCAGAAAUUGUUGAAGAGAGCAUUAAACAUGCAAGGGAAGCUAUUGCUCUUGAUGUCAGGGAUGGAAAUUCCUGGUAUAACCUAGGGAAUGCAUGCCUAACCUCUUUUUUUGUUACCGGAGCAUGGGAUCACAGUAAACUUCUGCAGUCACUGAAAGCAUAUCAAAAUGCUGAGAGAGAUGAGACAAUGAAAUCCAGUCCAGACCUGUAUUUCAAUUGUGCUACUGUGAACAAAUAUUUAGAGAACUAUGAGAGAGCCCUUACUGGAUUUGAAGCGGCUGCCUUGAAGGAUCCUGGCUUAAAUGCCAUGGAGGAAGUUGAGAAGAUAGUUCAUCUUCUCGACAAAUUGGAGAGUUUGCUAAAGGGACAAACUAAGGCUAAGCGACUUGCUUCAUUGGCGUCAUCACUUUCCACUGUAAAUGUAAAUCCUUCAUAUAUUCAAGUCAGUGUGGAUCGUCUAGCAGAAGGUUUAAAUAAAGGGGUUGCCGUCGUGGGAAAGGUUCUAUACUUUGUUAAACACCAAAACGUGGCUCCAUUAUACUAUUUGCUGUGUGAUGCAAAUCAAAUAUGCUAUGUGUUAUCAGUCUAUGGGAUACGUGAUGAUGUGGUUAAAGAAGGAGACCAGAUCAUACUGCUGAGUCCCUAUUUCCAUAAUGUUGAUUUCUCUUGGAAUGGAAAGGUCUACCAGUUCAAAUCAGUACGUGUAGACUUCUUGGAGCAAAUGCUUGUUAAUGGAAAAGCUUUGUCUCAUAGCCAUGCAGUUCGAGCAUCGAUCUAUGCACAACAUAAGCCUUGAGAUUGCUUUUCAUUAUUGUUGUGGACGUUACAUGUGUGAUUUAUAGUGGAAGUCAAGAUAAUCCUGCCGCGAACGAAGUGUCUUUUGUAUAUAGAACUGCAGCACAGAGUAAAGAAAUUUGCGCAUGUAACAUCAUGAAUUCUUCUCUCUUGUAUCCGUUUUGAGUCCUUGAAUUUGUAACCAUGACAUGAACCAAAGGAAAGUGGUAAAGAGAGAACAUGAAGGAAGAAAGCGAGGCCAGUGGUUCAUGAUUGCAGGGUCUGUGCUGCGAUUAUUGAUGAUGAAUAUGUACAAAUUGCA